Oppia nitens is the source of this 921-nucleotide messenger RNA. RefSeq names its product SUZ domain-containing protein 1-like. The record is from RefSeq and is a predicted model, not a curated record. Lineage: Eukaryota; Metazoa; Arthropoda; Arachnida; Sarcoptiformes; Oppiidae. The transcript is spliced from 2 exons. The coding region runs from base 152 to 868 and encodes 238 amino acids.
UUGAAAGCACUUAAUGUCGAUUAAUAACCUAAAUAUCAAUUAUAUUAAUAAACAUUUAAGUAUUUAAUGAACAAGUGAUAGAAAUAUUGGUCACAUUUUAUGCUUCAAUAUCAACGAUGUUUUGAUGAUAAUUAUCUAAUAAAGUGUUUGAAUGGCAAUGAGUGAAGAAGUAUUGGAUUCGUGGGAAGAUAUGAUUGAUGAUAAUGGGCUCUUAGACAACAAAUUCUCUGAUAUGAAUAUAAAUAACUCGAAGACAAGUGUAAAGUCGGCCACAAGUGAUGGUAACUCAAGCUUUGAUGUCACACAAGAGUCACAACAGUGGCCACAGUUAACAAACAACAGCACUAAUGAUAACUCAAUUCGGAUUCUGAAGAGACCAACAAAUAUAGUGUCAAACAUGUCGUCGGCCAACACUUCCAGUAGUGAUACAAAUCAAAACCAAACAAUUAUUACUUUGGAGGACAACACACGUACACAAUAUGUACCACCCGUUCGGAUACUCAAGAGACCAGAUACUAGAUUUUGUGAUCCUAAUAAUAAAUCACUAAAUAAAUUAACUAAUGGUAACAAAAGUACUAAUAGUAAGACAUAUGAAGAACGAGAAGCCGAUUACGCCAAAGCAAGACUGAGAAUAUUAGGCAGUGCUUCGGCACCUGAAGAGGACACUAAUUUAACACAGAAUUCAUCACUCGCUGCCAUUGCUAUGAAUAAUAGAUUAUCACCUGAAAGCAGUUCAACAAAAUUAGACUUAAAUAAACAUUUAAAUGAAACAACAAAUAAUGUGCCCAUCAUUAGGCUUCCACUCGGACCCGAUGGCACUAAAGGUUUUAAUAGUCAAAUCCGCGCUCAACAACAACAACAUAGGUAGCGGUCUUGUUAUUCGUCCAGUUAUUUGAAAAUUCAUAUAUAUUUCUAUAUAUC